Molecule: messenger RNA, 1732 nt
Organism: Ricinus communis (castor bean)
Lineage: Eukaryota; Viridiplantae; Streptophyta; Magnoliopsida; Malpighiales; Euphorbiaceae
Product: deoxyribodipyrimidine photo-lyase
Exons: 9
Coding region: 62-1531 (489 amino acids)
Biological process (GO): photoreactive repair
Molecular function (GO): deoxyribodipyrimidine photo-lyase activity
Source: RefSeq, a predicted model, not a curated record
AUAGCUCCCUGGCUGACGUUAUUCUCCGCUUUCCUGAAACCACUGUGCACGUUAGCAAUUAAUGGCCUCUCUAUCAACCUCUAUCCAACCAGGGCGAGUUCGGGUCCUUAAAGAAGGAUUAGAAAAGCAGACGGGUCCUGUUAUUUACUGGAUGUUUAGAGAUCAGCGGUUAAGAGACAAUUGGGCUUUAAUACAUGCCGUUGAUCAAGCUAACAAGGCCAAUGUACCUGUUGCUGUUGCUUUUAAUUUGUUUGAUCAGUUUCUAGGAGCUAAAGCUAGGCAAUUAGGGUUUAUGUUAAAGGGCUUACGUCUACUUCAGGGCAAAAUUGAAGAGAGACUUCAAAUUCCGUUUUUUCUAUUCCAAGGAGCAGCUGAAGAUACGAUUCCGCAGUUCUUAGGAGAGUGUGGGGCUUCACUUUUAGUUACUGAUUUCUCACCUUUGAGAGAAAUUCGUAAAAGCAAAGAUGAAAUUUGCAUGAGGAUCAGUGAUACUGUGACCAUACAUGAAGUUGAUGCUCACAAUAUUGUACCUAUUUGGGUAGCAUCAGAAAAGUUGGAGUACAGUGCUAGGACUAUAAGGAGUAAGAUAAAUAAAAGGUUACCUGAUUACCUUAUUGAUUUUCCUGCAUUACGACCACCUAAUACAAUGUGGUCUGCUGCUGCAAAUAAGUCAAUUGAUUGGGAUACUCUUAUUGAUGAAGUUUUAAGGAAAGGAGCAGAAGUUCCUGAAAUUGAAUGGUGCAUGCCGGGAGAAGAUGCAGCAAUGGAAGUAUUAAUGGGAACUAAAAAUGGAUUCUUGACCAAAAGGUUGAAGAAUUAUUCCACAGAUAGGAAUAACCCACUAAAGCCUCAAGGGCUUUCUGGUCUCUCUCCGUAUCUUCAUUUUGGGCAGAUAUCUGCACAGAGGUGCGCCCUGGAGGCAUGCAAGGCACAGAAGCUUUGUCCUCAGUCAGUUGACUCGUUUUUGGAGGAGUUGAUCGUGCGUAGAGAACUGGCAGAUAACUUCUGCUUCUACCAGCCUCAUUAUGAUUCACUGCAAGGGGCAUGGGAGUGGGCUCGUAAUACCUUGCUGGAUCAUGCAUCUGACAAGCGAGAACAUAUUUACUCGAAGGAGCAAUUAGAGAGGGCACAGACAGCUGAUCUGCUAUGGAAUGCUUCGCAGUUGGAGAUGGUGUACUACGGGAAGAUGCAUGGUUUUAUGCGUAUGUAUUGGGCAAAAAAGAUUCUGGAGUGGACAAGAGGACCUGAAGAAGCUCUUGCAAUAUCAACAUAUCUAAACGACAAGUAUGAAAUAGAUGGAAGAGACCCCAGCGGCUAUGUUGGUUGCAUGUGGUCCAUUUGUGGCGUUCAUGACCAGGGUUGGAAAGAGCGACCCAUUUUUGGGAAAAUUCGUUAUAUGAACUACGCGGGUUGCAAAAGGAAAUUUAAUGUUGACAGCUACAUUACAUAUGUCAAGAGGUUUGUGAGUGAAAUUAAGAAGAGGAAGGCAGAAACUCAGUUUGGUAGAAAAGCAAAAGAGCCCUGCCAUUAGGCCAUCCAGAUUUCCAGUUGACGAGGGUUAUUAUUAUAUUCUGUUAAAAAACAAAAUGUAGUCUUCUCGUUUAGAUGGAUGCUAAUCCCAACACAGAAAGAGAAAAUCCUUUAUCUUUUUAUCCAUUGUUUUGGAAGAUAUGUAGAAUUGAGAAUUUGAGACGGAAGCAAAUCUAAUAAGAACACUUGACAACUGCUCCUA